This is a messenger RNA of Salvia miltiorrhiza (redroot sage), 1786 nucleotides long. Its product is annotated as protein S40-6-like. The record is from RefSeq and is a predicted model, not a curated record. Lineage: Eukaryota; Viridiplantae; Streptophyta; Magnoliopsida; Lamiales; Lamiaceae. The transcript is spliced from 2 exons. The coding region runs from base 254 to 880 and encodes 208 amino acids.
GCAAUCGAGUCUCUGUUUAUAGAUGAAUAUCACACUCGCAUAUAGUAAUAUAUAAGCUCACUGAUUUGCUUUUUGAGUCGCCGGAAAAUAAGAUUCCGGUGAACUCGAUAGAAAAGUAAUUUUAUUGAUACUGAAUUAUAUACAUAUAGACAUAUAGUUUCUUUACAUUUUUGGCCUUGUGAGGAAUCAAGAAUAUUCCGGCGACCAACAGGCCAAAAACAUCAAGAUUUUUUGGGCUUAGUUAUUUUGAUAAAUGGCCAAGGGCAGGAAAUUAAUGACCACCAGCCGCAGCGAAAUGUUUCUAGGAAGCUUCUGCUACGAUCAAGGUGGCGCAGCCGCCGUCAACGGUGGAUCGGAGCUGGACGAGGAUGAAGUUUGGUCCAUUGUUGACGACGCAGUCAAAGGGGAAAAUCACUCAUCUGGGGGCGAGUGGAGCUCACACGCCGGCGGCGGUUACUUGAGUCGCCUCCCGCAGCCUCGUACUAGCCGCCACCAGCGCCGCCAGAUUGGUGGCUUGUCAUUGGCCUUUGAUGAUUCGGGCAGGGGAUCUUCACCGAGCAUUGUGCACCAAAUCCGCGCAAAUGACAUCGUGGCGGAGUCUCCACGUAGACGCCAUCUCGCCACAUCGGCUCCGGUCAACGUGCCCGAUUGGUCAAAGAUCUACCGGGUCGACUCGGUCGAGUCGUUGCACGACUCGGACGAGGGAUUGAUUGAUGAUUCGGAAGUUGUUCCACCGCACGAGUAUCUUGCUCGUCAAUACGCGAGUAGCCGGAAAAUGGCCGCCAACUCGGUGUUUGAGGGCGUCGGUCGGACGCUCAAGGGACGGGACCUGAGCCGGGUUCGAGAUGCGGUGUGGAGUCAAACCGGGUUCGACGGCUAAUUAUAACGCGAGUCAAGGGCAUAAGUAGGAUUUCUCCGAAGUACAAGUACCAAAGCUAAGAUUUCCAGGUGGGCAUUACUUUCUAAUACCUCUAUUACAGGCUUUCUAAAUGAUGAUUUUGAUGAUGUCUAUAAGUUUUAAGAUGAUAAAUUGAUGUUUGAACUAAUUAACUUGCCGAAUUUUGAUGACGACGAGCCUGUAUGUUACCCUCUACGGAUGAAACGAUUUCGGGUCCUGCCAAAGGCGGGAUUGUGUACACGGAGGUAACUGUGAGCUGUAUACCGGGUUGGCCGGUCAGAAAUGACCGUGAGCCGACUGUCAGGUCGGCCGGUUACGGUGCUUGAGAAGGAGGCCUACUUCUCAGUACCAUGAUGAUGAUAAGUUGUAGAAGUGGUACUACAUGUUAAGUAUUUAUGACUGCAAUCUAUUUUUCAUUACUUUAUGAUGCUUAUAAUUUAUCAAUUGCUUACACAGGUUCUUUUAAGUAAAACCCCUGUGUGAUGUAUAAAUGGCAAGUUAAAUGUAUAGCUCUAAGAGCGAGAUUGUUUAUUUUCGGCUUAUGUCCACUGAGUAUUUUAUACUCAGCCCUGCAUGUAUUUCUAAAUGUGCAGGAUGAGCAAGGAGAGAGAUUGGGGGAUCGCUGGAGGGCUGUUGUUCAUAGACGACCUCUUGAGUACCGUAUUUUACUACUAUACGGUUGUGCAUAUAGUCGAAGACUAUGUUCUUGAAACUUAAUUAGGAUUGUUACUCUCAGCUAUAUGUCUUCAUACAUAUAGUCUGAUCACGUUUUGCUGUGCUACUCUGAGCAAUAUGAAUCAUUGUAAAUAUUUAGCUAUACUCCCUUUGUUUUUGUUGACUAGAACCUUGAUACAUUUGAAUAAGUGAAGCCGAUAAUGUUUCUAUUAA